Pyrenophora tritici-repentis Pt-1C-BFP is the source of this 3516-nucleotide messenger RNA. RefSeq names its product pre-rRNA processing protein Utp22. Gene Ontology annotation, cellular component: UTP-C complex; small-subunit processome; CURI complex. Gene Ontology annotation, biological process: tRNA export from nucleus; rRNA processing. The record is from RefSeq and is a predicted model, not a curated record. Lineage: Eukaryota; Fungi; Ascomycota; Dothideomycetes; Pleosporales; Pleosporaceae.
AUGUUUGUAGUGGAAUUGGACGGGAGCGACGCCCAAGAUGAAGACGAGAGCGAUGUUGAGAUGAAUGGACAGGAAGAGGAUGUAGAAGACGACGAGGAUGAGGACAUGAGCGAUGAGGGAGAAGAAGAAUUCGAAGAAGAAGAGGAUGUGCAUGAGAGCAGGAAGCAGACAGCAGCCGGAAAAGCGACGAGCGUAUCUAAGCCGCAUAAGAAACCUGCGCCGAGCCUGCAAGACGGUGUCUACACAGCUGAAUCCUUCAAGUCAAACAUGUUCAAGUUCCAGGUCGAUGAGCUGUUGGAUCAGGUCAAAUUGAAGUAUAGCAAAAAGGAAGCCCCUGCCGAGAAUGCAAUGCGCACGCUCAAGACCAUCAUUGAACAGAUACCGAGUCGCGAAGCUCUGCUGAUUCCUGAAGCAGAGAAAUCCCUCAAGUCAGCCGGUGUUGCGAUCCCCUUUCCGAGUCCCCGCCCAUCCAAGGACACCUUGUAUAAGCUGCAAUACGAACGACCUGCCAGUAUAAACGCGACUGGUAGCUAUCCGCUCAAGACCGCAACUCGCAACGACGAUGGAAUAGCCAUCGAUCUCGUGGUUACUAUGCCCAAGAGUCUGUUCACGGAAAAAGACUACUUGAACCACCGAUACUUCUAUAAACGAUCAUACUAUUUGGCAUCAUUGGCUGCAGGAAUCAAAGCUUCCAAUGAUCACAAGUUUGAGCUGUCAUUUGAGAGUUUAAAUGGCAACCAACUUCAGCCGAUCCUCGUUGUGCGACCGAGCGGUAAUGGCGAUGCGGAUGACUUCUCGAGCUCCAAGUGCCAAAUCAACAUCUUGGUGUCGCUGCCUGAGAAUACCUUCGCACCACACAAGCUCCUACCAAACUCCAACUGUGUCCGACCCAAAGGUAACGACGAUGAAGUGUCUAGCAAAGCACUCACACCUACACCCUUCUAUAACAACACCAUGCAAUCUGAUGCCAACGUUACGGCUUACCUCAAGCUCCUCCACGGUACCGCUUCGAGAGCUGAAGCCUUCAAGGAUGCAUGCAUACUUGGACGUAUCUGGUUGAAGCAGCGUGGGUUUGGCGGUGAAAUGCGCAAAGGAGGAUUCGGCAAUUUUGAAUUCGCCGCCAUCAUGGCACUCCUAUUGCAGCCAAAUGCCGGAACUGGUGCUCAGUCGGUUUCUUCCGGCUUCAGCAGCUACCAGCUGUUCAAGUCGACACUUCAAUUCUUAUCGCGAGGCGAUCUGACGAAGAAACCUUUCAUCUUCCAGGCACAAAACAUCACCGUCCCGAAGACUGAGACUGCACCUGUUGUCUUUGAUGGACCGCGAGGCCAGAAUAUCUUGUUCAAAAUGACACCAUGGUCAUACUCGCGUCUUCGAUCCGAGGCAAAAGCUACUGUGGAUAUGCUCAGCGACUCGGUGUUGGACAACUUUGACGCUGCCUUUAUCCUCAAGACAGAGCUGCUGAAGUACCGAUAUGACGCUACUCUCGAGAUACCUCUUGCAUCUCUUGGCAUUUCAAACGCGGGCGAGGACUACAGCCAGCGACUGAGCGAGACGUGCCAAAAGAUACAUAGCACCUUGACACGUGCGCUUACUAACCGCAUCACCACGCUGUCUUUCACGAUGCCCGAGGAAGAAUCUUGGUCGAUAUCCUCAAGGCGCCCAGUAGAGAAGCAAAGUAAGAGCAUACUCGUCAACUUUGCUACUGAGCCCGCCAAUGCCACUCGUACUGUCGAUCACGGUCCCUCAGCAGAGAACAAGCAAGAAGCUGCCUCGUUCCGCAAGUUCUGGGGCGAAAAGGCUGAGCUCAGGCGUUUCAAAGAUGGCAGUAUCCUUGAGAGUGUUGUGUGGUCAGUCAAAGAUGCAGCUUCUGUCAUGGAACAGAUUGUUGUGUACACCUUGGGCAAGCAUGUAGGUGUCCAAGUGGCAGAACAGUCCAAGUUCACUAGCGAUGCAUUCGGCCACCUUAUCACAGCUGGUCGCAUGCAGGGACAGUCUGGAACAGCGCCUUUCUUGCCCAUCAUGAAUGCCUUCAGCGCCAUGGAGAAGGACAUUCGCGAUCUAGAGGAGCUUCCACUCCGACUUCGCCAUCUCAGAGCUGCAGACCCGCAAUUGCGGUACUCGUCCGUUGAAGUUCCUUCCGCAGGUCACGUUCCUGCAUCCGUCGUGUUGCAGUUCGAAGGCUCUGGACGCUGGCCAGACGAUCUAUGCGCUAUUCAGCGUACCAAAAUUGCCUUUCUUCUCCGCCUUGCCGAGCUCUUGGACAACUUGGGGCGUGGUUAUACUGCUCGCGUCGGCAUGGAGAACCCAUCACAACCAGCACAAAAUCAGGCGUUCUUGGAUGUAACAGUAUCCACAGGCUACACGUUCCGGAUCCGCAUCUACCAUGACCGGGAGCCGACACUGUUCGAACGCCAGAUCAAAGAUAAGUCGUUGGAUGCACCAUCAAGGGAAUCUGCUGCUUCGUCUCUGGCACUGUACAAACGCGAGUUCAUACAAUCGCCACUACACUCCCAAGUGCUACAGACGCUAUGCACACGAUUUCUAGCUCUUUCACCGGCCAUACGAUUGAUGAAGAAAUGGUUCGCAUCACAUCUUCUCGCGCCGCACUUCUCGUCUGAGCUUAUCGAACUUCUCGUCAUUCGAACAUUCCUACAGCCACAUCCUUGGCCCGUACCUUCUACCGCAACCACCGGUUUCCUCCGAACACUAUCUUGGAUUAGUCGUUGGGACUGGCGACACGCCCCACUCAUCGUAGACUUCUCGACGACCUUUUCAGCAAACCCCGCGGAUCUGGAAGACACUACCUCCAAGGGUAUGAAGUCGGAAGAUCUAGACCGGUUACAGACGCGAUUUGAAGCAUGGCGACGUAUUGAUCCUGCCAUGAACCGCGUUGUGCUUUUCGCAGCGACAAACCUCGAUGAAGAAGGCACAACCUGGACUGACAAAGCCAAACCGGAGAAGGUGGUUGCUGCGCGUUUGACUGCGUUGGCCAAAGCUGCUACCCAGGCUGUCCGUGCAGAGGAGGAUCGCUUACUCCGCCAUAUCAACAGCAACAAGGAUACCGCUCAAGCCCAGAACGCUCUGAGCCCAGAAUCCCUCUUUAUGACCAGCAUCUCCGACUUUGAUAUCGUCAUAACUAUCUCUUCGAAAUACUCUCUCAAGUCCAGCAAGUCACGCAAGUCUGCUCCGCAGUUCAAGAACCUGGACCUUCAGAGAUCAGCAACUUCAAACCCCUCUGCUCAGACACCCUUGACUCAGCUCUUUGCUCAAGACUUGCUGGAAGUUUACGGCGAUGCCGUGCUGUGGUUUUGGGAUCCUGAGACCUUAGAUAAAAUUGUGGGGCUAUGGAAUCCAGUUGUCACGGCGCAGAGGAGUUGGAAGGUCAAGGCCGGGUGGAAUAGCGUGCCAGUUGGGAAAAAGGACGCUGUUGAGAUCAAGGCGAAUAAGGAUGCGAUUGUGCAUGAGUUCAGGAGGUUGGGUGGUGAACUUGUUAAGAGUAUUGAUGUUAAGAGUUAG